Molecule: messenger RNA, 1044 nt
Organism: Metarhizium acridum CQMa 102
Lineage: Eukaryota; Fungi; Ascomycota; Sordariomycetes; Hypocreales; Clavicipitaceae
Source: RefSeq, a predicted model, not a curated record
AUGAAUAUCGUAAAGCAUCUUCGCCUGGGCUCCAAUGAUCGAGUCCCACUGCUCCGAGAUCCGCGACACCCGAAUGCUGGGGGCCAUGACAAUCUACCAUCUCCCAAACAGACUCACUCCCACUCUAGCGCGGCUCAGAAUAAUGAAACUGCUGAAGUUUUCUUCAUUGGCACCGCUACAACUAUAAUUGACUGGAAAGGCUUUCGCAUACUUACCGAUCCCAACUUUCUUCACGCCGGAGACCAUGUCCACCUCGGUCCGGGUGUAACCGCGACGCGCCUCACAAACCCAGCACUGGACCUUCAUGAUCUGCCUUCGUUGGAUUGUAUCCUGCUCUCACACUAUCACGAGGACCAUUUUGACAAGCUCGUCGAGGACUCGGUAAACCGCGACUUUCCCAUAAUCACAACAUCCCACGCGACACGGUGCCUUACAGAGGUCAAAGAUGAGCCGUUUCGUAAUGUUGAAAGCCUAGAGCCCUUCGAAACUCUAAUACUCGACACUUCGUCGGAAAGUCACAAGGGCAAGCGCAUGGUAAAAGUUACCGCAAUGCCAGGCAAGCAUGUUCCUCCGGGAUUAUUGUCUACAGCAAAUGAUCUGCUGGGAGCAGUUCCUCCUACAAACGGCUGGCUGUUGGAACUCGGCUACGAAAAGAAAACGGGGAGCAGUGGGCUGCAAAACACGGAGAUCGACAUUGGGUAUCGGAUCUACAUAUCCGGCGACACCCUUUUUGUCGAUGAACUUGAGGAUAUUCCCAAGCGCCUGGAGAAUGAACAACUGGAUCUUAUGCUUGUUCACCUCGGAGGAACGACUAUUCCAGGACCGAACGCACCACUGUUAAUGGUGACAAUGGAUGCGAAACAGGGCAUACAACUUAUGCAGUUGAUGGAUCCUGACGUUACGAUUCCCAUCCAUUACGAUGACUACAGUGUUUUCACUUCGCCUCUUUCUGACUUUCAGGCAGAAGUAGAGAGGGCUGGGCUGAAGGACCGGGUGGUGUACCUUGACCGCGGAGAGGCGUAUCGAUUUGCACUAAGGAAUUAG